UCAUUUUUGGGAGGACACUCAUACUCUCUGCACUCCCGUCAACACAUCUUAUGGUGAGACGGCUCCACUGAAGGCAUGUUCAGCCAGGGGAAAGGAUGGUUUCAGUCACACAGAAGAGCAGAAGCUGUGUGCUGCUGCUUCUCUCACUCACCACAUCAGUCUUUCCCCCUCUGCCCAUCUCUGUCCUCCCUGCUCUCACCCUCUCCGUCUGGCCUGUUCUUUCAUUACCUGCCCUGCCAACAUCAAGAGCAGUGCUCGCACCUGUUGGUGACACUAAUGUAUCAGCCAUUUCUUCUGCCACUCCUGCAACCCUAAAACCAUCCACCUCUGCUGUCAGGCCAGCAUCUUCGUCACAAGCCUCUGUGACAACUCCCUCAAAAUCAAUGUCAGCUAUUUCUGUAGUGUCACUCUUCAACCUAACGUCCCCCAGAGACCUCCCUAUAUCCUCACCCUUAGCUGCUACAAAAACAGUCUCCUGUCAGUUUGCCAAAAAAGCCUCACAGAGUACUGAUCCAGUCUGUCACCCUGUAUCCCACCUUCCUCUUAAACCCCUAAAACUAUUUCCCACCAAUAUCCCCAAGUUGCUCCCUCACUCCUGCAAACAUCUCACAUCACCCCUUAAAACUCUAAAACUACUUCUGCACAAAAAACGGAUCCGUCUGUAUCCUCCGUCUCCUGAGAAAUGUCCUCUUCACACUGCUAAAUUAUUUCCUCCUUCACUUCCAAAAAGUUUGCCAUCUCCCCCUCUACCUCAGACUACUUCACCCAAACUUCUGUCUCCAGUUUCAACAUCACCCCUCUCCAGAGUAUUCUCGCCUCCUCUCCCCAAAACCUUGCCAUCUCCUCCAGAAGCAGCAGCCUCUCGUCAGCCUGGACUGCUUCCACCUCCCCCUCUCCCCGACACCACAGGUCCACUGUUUGAGCACCAGCCUUUCAUUGUUAGCUGGAACAUCCCUGAUAUGGUGUGUAAGAGAUAUAAUGUCUCACUGGACACCUCACCCUUUAAAGGAGUGGCCACACCUGCUAAGGUCCCAGGACAGUUUCUGUCUCUGUUCUACACAGACCGACUGGGUCUUUACCCACAUGUAGACCUCAUGAGAAAGAAACAGUUGAAUGGUGGCAUCCCUCAGAGAGGUAACCUGAGAGCCAGUAUGAACAAGGCCAGAGCAGAUGUUAACUUCUACAUCCCAUCCAAGACAAGCCGAGGCUUGGCUGUGAUAGACUGGGAGGAAUGGCGCCCCCUAUGGGACAGAAACUGGGGCACAAAAAGAAUCUACCAGACUUUAUCUGUGGCCCACCUUAUGCAGACAAACCGCUCCCUCACAUUGCAGCAGGCCACAGAGAAAGCCAAACACCAGUUCCAGGUGGCAGCAAAGAGUUUCAUGUCAGGGAAGUUGGAAAUUGGCAGAGCUAUGAGACCCAACUAUCUCUGGGGCUUCUACCUGUUUCCUAACUGCUACAAUUACGGCUGGGAGAGGCCAAGCUACACAGGGCGCUGCUCCAAGGAGGUGAGGAGGCAGAAUGAUGAGCUGCUCUGGCUGUGGGAGUCCAGCACUGCCCUCUACCCCUCCAUCUACCUGCAGGUCAGUCUGGCAGACAAUCCCAAAGCUGCCCUGAUGGUGAGAAACCGCAUCCAGGAAGCUUUGAGAGUAUCUGCCCUGCCUAAAAGGAGUGUCACUGUGCCCGUGUUUGCUUACAUGCGACCUGUCUUUGUUGAUCAUAACAGACGCUUUCUCAGCCAGGGAGACUUGGUGAACACCAUCGGGGAGAGUGCAGCACUAGGAGGGUCUGGCGCUGUCGUAUGGGGGGCCAGCGCUGACUAUGACAACCAGACUUCUUGUGCAGCCCUGUCAUCCUACCUCUCCUCCACCCUCAACCCUUACAUCACCAAUGUCACCACAGCCGCCCAGCUCUGCAGCAACUUCCUGUGUCGGGGGAAUGGUCGCUGCGUCCGAAAGAACUACAACUCCAAUCACUACCUCCACCUAAACCCCGAGAAUUUCAGGAUCCUGCAUGUUCAGAAGCGCUACCUUGUCCUAGGGAGACCCACUCUCACAGACCUGAAGGCUUUGAGCAGGAGGUUUACCUGUCAGUGCUACAAAGGACUGAGCUGCUCUCCCAGGACUGACAAAGAGCUAGACAAGGCCCUGAUGUUUAGUGUGAAGCAAGGACUGUCCCAAAAGUUUAACGCCCUGAAUAAAGCCAUGGUGGACGAUACACUACAAACCAGUAUUACUAAGGACGAUGUUAAAAACAGCUUGAAAGUUUAGCUUGGAAUUAAAAUGUUUGCUCAAGAGUUCUUUUCUCAAUAUCUUUUUUUCAUGAAUACACCACCUAAACCAGUA
Messenger RNA from Epinephelus fuscoguttatus (brown-marbled grouper), 2345 nucleotides. Its product is annotated as hyaluronidase PH-20-like. Gene Ontology annotation, molecular function: hyalurononglucosaminidase activity. Gene Ontology annotation, cellular component: acrosomal vesicle. The transcript has 8 exons. NCBI's taxonomy places the organism in Eukaryota, Metazoa, Chordata, Actinopteri, Perciformes, Serranidae. Gene Ontology annotation, biological process: carbohydrate metabolic process; hyaluronan catabolic process. The record is from RefSeq and is a predicted model, not a curated record. Bases 96 to 2270 code for a protein of 724 amino acids.